CUGCAUAGCGAGACCCUGUCUCAAAAAAGACCACAAAAAAAAAAAACAAACAAAAAAGAAUUGCAUAGAAUCAGUAAUUCUGAUUCACACAGAAAAUAGCAAUAUCCUAACUAUAACAAAUGAUCUUUACCUUAUUUUUUUUGGUAGGGGGAAUCAAACUCGGGCCCUCGUGCUUGCCAGGCAGGCACAAUCCCACUGAGCUAUAUUCCUGUGAUCUUCAUCUUAAAUGAAGAGCAAUACACAGUUAAAAACUACUGAUGACACACAUCACAUGUGACGCUAACAGGUGCACCUGCUACUAAACAAGCUGACAUUUCCAGGUUUGGGCAACAUAUGUGCCUGAGCCUUUCCUGGCCUCUCAGGGUACUGCACAUAUGUAGUGACAGACUUUUUGUGCAAGUAUGUAUGACAAGAAAUUCACUAGGGAGAACUUAAAUAAACAUUAGUAUAGACAUAUGCCCCUUCUAGCCAAUGGCACAUUUGGAAGUCAUUCAAUAAGCUCAGAAACGACAGAGACUAAGCUGCACAAUGAGUUACUCGGCAGCACAAGGUAGGGACUGCUUAACAUCUACUACUGGACUGAUCUACGUCAUGCUCUGCCCAUCGCAGCAUUCCUUGCUGGUUUCCCAAGAUUCAGGUGAGCCGGGCCUUCUCCUCCUCAGCUGCCUCCUUCUCCUUCAUCAGUGACAGUAACUGCAAUAAACCAGGGGCGGGGCCGCCCUCUGGCAGAUUAAGCUGUCUGCGCACUGCUCUGUUGACUGCCCCAGCAAUGAUUUGGUCUAGGCGGGCCUGUUUCACACUUUCUCAGCUGCUCCUCUCUGUACCAGUUUCUGUAAUAAAGGUCCCAGCCUUAGGACCUAAGAGGACAACUUUCCCUUCCCUUUCUGAUAGAUGGAUAGAUAUUUCAGCUGCAACCCUCCAAGAUUAUCAGCCCCAAAUCCUGGGGGCUGCAGGCAUUUGGGGACUGUAAUUAAAGGAUAACUUGUCUUGAGGAUGCAAGUAAUACCAAAUGCUGGGCCUCUGAGGCCAUCAGUCGCUUUCUCUUCUCUGCAUCUGACACUUUCCACGUCAUCAUCAAAGUGGUGUGGAACAUUCAAGGUCCAAAUUCUUCACUUGGUUCUGGAGGAUCCCUGCCUGAGAUUACCCUCAGCUUUUUAAACUUCAGGUAUUGCAGGGUAGGGUGAAGGGCUUUAUCUGACGCCUCUGUCAACAAUGGGCCCUACACUUCUGGGAUCAUGCCCUGGUUUAGGUCAUUAGGGUCAUUUCUUUACCCAAGAGCACUGGUCAGCUCAUUCACUGUCAUGCCCUCUUCGUCUAAAAACUCAAUCUGCUUAAAAAUUAACUUUUGGGGCCGGGGGCUUGAAGAUCACCCUCCAGAAACCCCUCUGUCCAGUAUCUACUUGACGCCCGGGGCAUAACUAGUGUCCUCAGUAUGCCCUCUUAAGGCUCCGUUCCUGCCCUCUUCUCUCCGGAACAUCCUUCCACGCACUCUUACUCCCCAAGCGGGGCCAGACCAGUCCGCAGGGCCCGUACGAUUUGUUAGCCCGCAGGCCCGGGGUAUACCAGCAAUCAGGAGUGCUUUGCGAGGGUUCGUGCCCAUCCCUGCACGAGCCGUCCAAGAGCUGCGGCGUCAGGGUGCCCAGAUUUCAGAUGGAAUUUGUCGGGUACGCAGAUGCCCCCGGCACUUAACAGUACUCUUGCGCACUACCCCAUACAGGGCUCGUAAACGUGCCGAGCUGCAGAUGCCGGUGAGGGACGAGCAGGCAGAUCAGUUAAUGGUCCACAUCCAGGGCGCAAGUACCGGACCCGCGCCGUGCGGCGAACCCCGUCCGCCGGAAGUCAGGGUGCAGGGAGCACUCUCCCGGCUCCUGCCGCAGGUGCCGCUCGCCCCGCCUGCCUCCCUCAUCGCUCUCCGCGGCGGAGCCCGCAGUGUCUGCCGGCGGCCCGGAACCAGGCCGGCUCCCGACCCGCACGGGAGGGCGGGCGCCGCCGGCUCGGUGCACGUUUGUGCAGCGCGCCCAACGCCCGCGGUGGAUGCCGGGCCGCCUGUCCCGGCCGUGUUCUCCGCAGCCAGGUGUGACCGGUCAAACGAAGCACAGGGACCCCGAGCACUGCCGCGCGACUGUCUCGUUAGCACUGUUGGUCCCCAUUCGUGCGCUGUCGGGCGCACGCGAGGCGCUGGCACCUCCCCGGCGUCACGAGGGGGCGGCCCGGGGAGCGUGUGCUUCCGGCCUGAGCCGGAAGCCCCAGCUGCAGCGGCAUCCGGGACGGCGGGCGGGCGGGCCACUCGGACAGGAAGGCACAGAGCAUGGAGAAUGAUGAACUUCCGUCAGCGGAUGGGAUGGAUUGGAGUGGGAUUGUAUCUGUUAGCAAGUGCAGCAGCAUUCUACUACGUUUUUGAAAUCAGUGAGACUUACAAUAGGCUGGCUUUGGAACACAUCCAACAGCACCCGGAGGAACCUGGUGAAGGAAUCACAUGGACACACUCCUUGAAAGUUCGGUUACUCUCUUUGCCUUUUUGGUUGUGGACGAUCAUUUUUCUAAUACCUUAUUUACAAAUGUUUUUGUUUCUUUAUUCUUGUACAAGAGCAGACCCUAAAACAGUGGGCUACUGUAUCAUCCCCAUAUGCUUGGCAGUUAUUUGCAAUCGCCACCAGGCAUUUGUCAAGGCUUCUAAUCAGAUCAGCAGACUACAACUGAUUGACACAUAAAUUAGUCACCAGUUUUCCUUAUGAUAACAAAACUGCCAGAACUAUUUGGAGUGUGAUCACACGACUGCAGUUUCUUCACAGAUCUCAGGAAGUUGUGGUGGGGCUGAGGCUUUUUAAAAACUGUGGCUAGGGACCGAUCUUUAUCUAAAUAAUGACUUUUUAGGGAAAGCCUGAGAUACAGUACUACAGAAUCAUGUUGAUGACUUCAGAUUUUGGAAGUAAAAUUGUGUCUUGUUACUUGCAUUGUUUAGAAACUUGAGUAAGUAUUUCUACUCUACUGUGCAACAUAGUGAUGAUUUCUUUUUUCCUUUGGGGAAAAAAUGAACAAGAACAUUUCCAUCGUGUUAAGUGUAAAAAAGUCUAAACAUGGUCAUAAAGUUUAAAUUUUAUAUAAUUA
This is a messenger RNA of Chinchilla lanigera (long-tailed chinchilla), 3108 nucleotides long. It is a transcript of the gene Lyset, whose product is annotated as transmembrane protein 251. Lineage: Eukaryota; Metazoa; Chordata; Mammalia; Rodentia; Chinchillidae. The record is from RefSeq and is a predicted model, not a curated record. Bases 1743 to 2711 code for a protein of 322 amino acids. The transcript has 2 exons.